Molecule: messenger RNA, 912 nt
Organism: Aspergillus brunneoviolaceus CBS 621.78
Lineage: Eukaryota; Fungi; Ascomycota; Eurotiomycetes; Eurotiales; Aspergillaceae
Product: kinesin family protein
Exons: 1
Biological process (GO): microtubule-based movement
Cellular component (GO): microtubule; kinesin complex; centrosome
Molecular function (GO): microtubule motor activity; microtubule binding; ATP hydrolysis activity
Source: RefSeq, a predicted model, not a curated record
UCCGCGGCUUUCGACCUCCUCAACGGCCACAGCAAGUGCCACAUCCGCGAGGGCGGCGACGGGAAGACGCACCUCCGCGGCGAAACGGAGGUGCUGGCGCACGGCCGCGUGCGGGUGCGGCCCAUUGCCACGAAAGCCUGCUGGAGCUUGGAUGAGUUCCUCGCGCAUCUCCGUGGGCGGUUGGCGUUGCGCGCCACGGGGACUUCGACGGUGCAUGAGCUGAGUUCGCGGACGCAUGCCGUGCUGGAGGUGGACGUGGUGUACCGCGCGCUGCUGGCGGCCAGGGAGACGGUCGUGGAGCGCGAGUCGGAGUUCGUCCCUGUUGCGAAGCGGGCGACGGAUGUUUAUCUGGAGGAAAGUUUGAAGGGGUUGGUGAAGAAUGAGGCGAGGAAGUACGUCCCUAAUCCUGGUUAUCGGGUGGAUCAGGCGAGGAUUGACGAGGCAGAGGCUAGAAAGGCGGAAUUCUUGGGGUAUGUGGAGGAUGCAGUGAGGACGGUGGAGGAGGUGAUGAAGAUGGCGGGACAUGCCUGCCUUGGGGGCAAGUUGGUGUCGGUGGAUCUGGCGGGGUCGGAGUUCUAUCAUGAUAAGAGUAUUGCGGCGGUGCCGCGAUUGCCGCGAUUGAAACCGUCUUCCCAGGAGCAGCGCACGGGCAGGCAGAUUAACACGGAUCUGCUCGCGCUGAAGGAGGUGAUUCGUGCCAGGGCUGCGAGGGCGGCCAGGAUACCGUAUCGGUCUUCGCCGCUUACGAUGGUGCUGAGGGAGCAUUUUCAGGGGACGACGGGUGGGGAUGAGAAGGGCGGUUCUUGUUCAAGGAUGAUUUUGACAGUUUCGCCGGCUUUGGGUCAGGCGGCGGCCACAGUCAAUACGUUGAAGUAUGGGAAUUUGGUUGGGAUGGUGGAUCUUGGUAAGUAG